Molecule: messenger RNA, 2192 nt
Organism: Chelonoidis abingdonii (Abingdon island giant tortoise)
Lineage: Eukaryota; Metazoa; Chordata; Testudines; Testudinidae
Source: RefSeq, a predicted model, not a curated record
AUGCCGAAAAAGGUCUCCAGCCCUCACGAACCAGCUCUCGUGGCCGAGCGCCUGCCAACCAAGUCCCGGCACGUGAGGACAGUGUGGGGCCGGCCGCCCCCUGGUGGGUGUGCAGUGUAUUGCCGAGGGUCUGACUGUCCAUUUCAGGGGGUGUAUUUCUCCUGCUUCCCCUCACCCCAGGCCUGGCUGGGGAUUCAUGGUCGAAGCUUCGGGCACUUCGUGGACGGUAAAUGGUUGAAGCUGGAAGGCAGAGAAACCACCAGCAGCACCAAUCCAGUCACUGGGGAGCUGCUGGCCACCACCCUUCAGGGGGAGCCAGAGGAUGUCGAAGCGGCUGUCCAAGCUGCCACGAAAGCCUUCGAAGGCUGGAGUCGCCUGCCGUGCCACGCCCGAGCCCGACACCUGCACAACAUGGCCCGGACCAUCCAAAAGCACCAGCGCCUUCUGGCGCUCCUGGAGAGCCUGAAUACCGGCAAGCCCGUCGGGGAGGCCCGGGACCGGGACCUGCCCCUGGUCGUGCGACAUUUCUACCACCACGCUGGCUGGGCCCAGCUCAUGGGCAUCGAGAUGGGGGGCUGGAAGCCCCUGGGGGUGGUUGCUGCUGUGGUUACCUGGAAUUCCUCAUUGCUGCUGCUGGCCUGGAAAAUCUGCCCAGCUCUAGCCAUGGGGAACACCGUGGUUCUCCUCCCACCCCCCCGUGCCCGGCUCUCUGCCCUGCUGCUGGCCGAGCUGGGGGCCCAGGCCGGGUUGCCCCCAGGGGUGCUGAAUGUGCUGACGGGGGAGAGGGCACUGGCGGGGGGGCUGGCUGCCCACCCCGGGGUGGAUGCUGUGGCCGUGGCUGGCUCCGUGGAGGUACGUGCUUCCAGGGGGGCUCUCCCCCUGCCCCCCAUGUGCCAGAGGGCUGCCCCUUGGCAUGGAACUCACUGGAGAACACAGAAAACCCAAGAAACCCGCCUACUUGGUCACACACAUACCCCCGAUCUCGCUCUCUGUCGCAGCUUGCAGGUUGGCACCGUCUGGAUCAACGGGCAGAACCUGUUUGACGCGGCCGCGGGCGUCGGAGGAACCAAGGAGAGCGGGAACGGCCGGGAUGGAGGCAAGGAGGGUCUGUAUGAGUACGUCAGACCGAGCUGGCAGAGCCGGGCCCGGCCUGGCCCCAUGGAACUGGACUACAAAACUUUUGCUGCGUCCUCUGGAGUCGACCCGCCCCCUGUUCCCGGGCGCAGCGGGGUUGCCCGCCCCGAACUGGAGGAGAACAUGCCAAGGGUGGACAGGACCUACAAGCUGUACUACGGAGGCGCUCAGAAGCGACCCGAGGGAAUGGCCUCGCUCCCCGUCCUUGACCCCGCCGGCAACGUGCUGGCGUACGUGGCGGACGGCAGCGCCAAGGAUAUCCGCAACGCUGUGGAGGCUGCUCACAAGGCUGCGCCGGGGUGGGGGAAGCGGGCAGCCCACGCCCGGGCGCAGGUGCUGUACUACGUAGCGGAGAACCUGGAGCUGCGGCGGGAGGAGGUGGCGUCCCGGCUGGGGGUGCUGACAGGGGCCCCCCCCGAGGAGGCACAGCGGGAGGUGGACCUAGGCCUGGAGCGCCUCUUCCACUGGGCGGCCUUGUGUGAUAAAUCUGGGGGCACCGUGCAGGAAACACCCCUGCACGGCACCACCCUUCAGCUCCGCCAGCCCCUGGGUGUCGUGGGGGUCGCCUGCCCGGACGAGCGCCCCCUGCUCAGCUUCCUCAGCCUGCUGGCCCCCGCCGUGGCCCGGGGAAAUGCCGUGGUGAUGGUCCCGAGCCCACGCUACCCGCUGCCCGCCCUGGACCUCUGCCAGAUCUUCGACACCUCGGACGUCCCCGGGGGGGUGGUGAAUAUUGUGACGGGGAAUCGGGACCAUCUGAGCCGGACGCUGGCCCAGCACCACGAUGUUCAGGCCAUGUGGUACUUUGGGUCUCCGGAGGGCUCCCAAUUUGUGGAAUGGGCCUCGGCCGGUAACCUGAAGCGGACCUGGGUGAGCCACGGGGUCCCCCGGCGGUGGGAGGACCCGGCCCAGGGGGCAGGCGAGGAGUUUCUGUACCAGGCCACCCAGUGUAAGAACGUCUGGAUCCCCAUGGGGGAGAUCUUCGCCAACUGAAGCCGGGGGCCCCCACCCCGAACCACACAGCCCGAGGGCUAGAAUAAAAAGGCUUUGGUACUGUUUAA